Salarias fasciatus (jewelled blenny) is the source of this 1387-nucleotide messenger RNA. RefSeq names its product claudin k (gene cldnk). Bases 509 to 1156 code for a protein of 215 amino acids. Gene Ontology annotation, molecular function: structural molecule activity. The transcript has 2 exons. The record is from RefSeq and is a predicted model, not a curated record. Gene Ontology annotation, cellular component: membrane; bicellular tight junction. NCBI's taxonomy places the organism in Eukaryota, Metazoa, Chordata, Actinopteri, Blenniiformes, Blenniidae.
UGUGCCCGAACGCCAGGCACUGGGAGACACACUCAAACACAUUCACGCAUUCACACACUGACACAGCCGUGCACACAAGCGCAUGCUUCUGCCCACUGCCGCACAGACUCGCGCUGGCAUCUCCGAGGGCAGCCCCAGUCUUCAGUCCAGUCCUGGGUGUCCGAGUCAGAGCAGAUCCCCUCAGCCUCCGGGACCGAGCCCGCCCCGCUCUCUGGAGCAUCCGCUGAGCCGAGCGCAUCCUCAGGGCCGCAGGCGUCGACCGCCGAGCAACGGGAGCCCAGCUGUGGAUCAUCUUCAGGGGGAGCAGUGAAGCCGAGCACUUCCUUUCAGAUAUCAGUUUUUGUCCAACCUGAGCCGACCUCCUCAACAUUUGCGCCGUGGUCCAGAGGCCGAGGAUCGAGAGGAUCUUCUACCACAGACUGUCUCUCUUCUCCGUUGGACUUUGAUCGUCGUCCUGUACUGAUAAAACACCGAGACAAAUCACUGUGAUUCGGCCGCAGCGUUCACCAUGGCAACCACGGGCAUGCAGCUGCUGGGUUUGAUCCUCUCCAUAGUGGGCUGGGUGGGCGGGGCCGUCGUCUGCGCCAUCCCCCUGUGGCGAGUCACGGCCUUCAUCGGCAACAACAUCGUGACGGCCCAGAUCAUCUGGGAAGGCCUGUGGAUGAAUUGCAUCGUGCAGAGCACGGGCCAGAUCCAGUGUAAGGUGUACGACAGCUUGCUGGCUCUGCCCAGCGACAUGCAGGCGGCCCGCGGCCUCACCGUCUUCUCCAUCCUGCUGUGCGGCCUGGCCCUGGCGCUCGGGGUCGUGGGGGUCAAGUGCACCAAGUGCAUCGGCAUCAACAGCCUCAAGGCCCGCAUCGCCCGCAUCUCCGGCGCCCUGUUCGCCAUCGCGGGCUUCCUGUACCUGGUGCCCGUCUGCUGGACUGCCCACUCCAUCAUCAGAGAUUUCUACGACCAGCACGUGGCCGCCCCGCACAAGCGCGAGCUGGGCCCCGCUCUCUACAUCGGCUGGGGGGCGUCCGCCCUGCUCCUCAUUGGGGGGUCCCUGCUCUACGCCGGGUCGAGCCCCCCGGGUAUCCCGGGCUCCCCCACCUUCAGCAGCGGGGAGAGCAGUCCCCGCAGGGCGCCGGCCUCACAGGUCAAAGGUUACGUCUGAGCUCUGAAACGCCCGAUCGGCUCCACAUUUCACAGAUUCGUCCCACGAUACAGCGACCCUGUGUAUUCUCCUCCUGAAUUUUCAUAUUGUAAUUAUUUUGUAUUUAAUGACGCUCCGGUUGUUCUCUCUGAAAAGCCACAGGAGGCCGCUGAGGGAAUCUGAUAAUAACCCUUUUUUUUUUUUCUCUCUUUCCGCCUGUAAAAUUCAAUAAAAGUUGUGUCCUCCACUGAG